This is a messenger RNA of Charadrius vociferus (killdeer), 1284 nucleotides long. RefSeq names its product C-C chemokine receptor type 8-like. Bases 1 to 1284 code for a protein of 427 amino acids. Lineage: Eukaryota; Metazoa; Chordata; Aves; Charadriiformes; Charadriidae. The transcript is spliced from 5 exons. Gene Ontology annotation, molecular function: G protein-coupled receptor activity. Gene Ontology annotation, cellular component: membrane. Gene Ontology annotation, biological process: G protein-coupled receptor signaling pathway; immune response. The record is from RefSeq and is a predicted model, not a curated record.
AUGGAGGAGAUGAAGAGGCGCACCGAACCCCCUCCCCCGCCGCCUCCCACCCGGACGCUGCCGCCGGGCUCUCCUCAGCAGAGCGAGCGAGGAGGAGCCGUCGGUUACCGACGUCCCAACGGACCGGGGAAGGUGCCUUCCAAGGAAAAUUGUCAAACCCUUUGCCCUUUGCCGUCAUUGGCUAUUGGCAGCAUUGGGCCGUCCUCUGCAGACAUCGUCACCAAAAAGAGCAGAGGAGAGACAGCACUGCUUCCCCUCUCCCAAGAGCUGCAGACACAGUGUUGGAUUAUGGACAGAAACUUGAUGUAUCUGCUGAGCAGAGGGGGCUCUGAGGACCUGUCGGUGGGUUACACGUCACCAACAUCUAACUCCUCUGCAGCCUAUGAAUAUGCCUACUACCCAGAACUGGACAUGAGCUGUGAUCUUGAAAAUAUUCCAGCAUUUACAUCUACCUUUUUUCCAGUGCUGUACUCCCUACUCUUGGUUCAGUACUCCAUCAAGAGCCAAUGGACUUUUGGAAAUGCAAUGUGUAAAAUCAUCAGCUCAGCUUACUUCAUUGGUUUCUACAGCAGCGCCUUCUUCAUAACCAUCAUGAGCGUCGACAGGUACUUGGCCAUUGUCCGGUCUGUGUACGCUCUACGGGUUCGGACAACUGCCAAUGGGGUUAUCACCAGCCUGGUCCUUUGGGCAGUCGCCAUUUUAGCAUCAGCACCAGACUUAAUUUUUUUCCAGGAAACGAAUGACAAUAACCAGACUAAGUGCAUCCCUCGCUAUCCUGACAGCAGCAAUGGCUGGAAGACUUUGAAUAAUUUUCAAGUCAAUGUCCUUGGGUGGCUGAUCCCUGUUGGUGUUCUCAUUUUCUGCUACCACAGCAUCUUGAAAAACCUGCAGAAGUGCCAUACUCAGAACAAGUACAAAGCAAUGAAACUGGUUUUUAUUGUCGUCAUUGUGUUCUUCCUCUUCUGGACCCCUGUCAACAUUGUGCUUUUUCUGGACUCUCUGAGGAAGAUGUACAUCAUUGACGACUGCCAGACAAGCCAAAGGCUAGAUUUAGCCAUGGAGCUGGCUGAGGCGCUCUCCUUUAUCCACUGCUGCCUCAACCCUGUCAUCUACGCCUUCGUGGGUGAGAAGUUCAAGAAGCAUCUCUGCAAAGCUUUCAGAAAGUACACAGGUUUUCUGUUGAUCUGCAAAGGCUACAGUGUUUCUCAUGGUCGCAGCCUUGACAAGCACUCCUCUCUGUAUGCAACGUCCUCACAGUCGUCUUUUGUUGGUGCUGUCUUAUAG